GAGAGAGAGAGAGAGACAAAUUAAGAAUAAACUUUCUUGCAGCAAAUAAGAAAAAUAACUGUCAGUCAUUUUUUCUCUCUGGAAUAAUUCAAAAGUAAAUUGUAAAACAAUAAAAAUGGAUUUUAUGAUGAAUGCAGAAGCGGGUGCUGUCGAUACACAGGCACAAUUAAUGCAGACCACAAAUCCAGCGGCAGCAGUUUGAGCUGGUGUGGCGGCCACAGCGGCUGCUGCUCAAUUGCAACAACAACAGCAAGUCCAGCUGGCCAUAUUGCAAGUGCAGCAGCAGCAGACCCAACAGGUUGUGGCCGCGGCAGCUGCCGCCGUUACACAGCAGUUGCAACAGCAGCAGCAACAGAACCAGGCCAAUGGUAAUGGCAAUGCCAGCAAUGGCAGCACCCAGGCUCGUACUAAUCUUAUAGUCAUGACCGAGGAUGAGAUACGUUCGUUGUUCUCAAGUGUAGGUGAAAUUGAGUCUGUAAAGCCGUUACACAGCAGUUGCAACAGCAGCAGCAACAGAACCAGGCCAAUGGUAAUGGCAAUGCCAGCAAUGGCAGCACCGAGACUGUACGAGCGAGCCGUUAUUGUAUUGAACGGUUUACGUUUACAAAACAAAACGAUUAAGGUGUCCUUUGCUCGGCCAUCAUCGGAUGCCAUGAAGGGUGCCAAUCUUUAUGUAUCCGGACUGCCAAAGACAAUGACUCAACAAGAAUUAGAGGCAAUUUUUGCGCCUCAUGGUUCGAUUAUAACUUCGAGAAUUCUACGAAAUGCUGGUAAUGAUGCACAAACGAAGGGUGUGGGUUUUAUACGUUUUGAUAAGCGGGAGGAAGCUACUCGAACGAUUAUUGCUUUCAAUGGUACUAUACCAUCUAAUUGUACCGACUCUAUAGUAGUGAAAUUUUCGAAUACACCUGGCAGCACCAGUAAAAUUAUUCAACCGCAAUUGCCCGCCUUCCUUAGUCCCCAAUUGGUUAGGCGCAUUGGUGGAGCUAUGCAUACGCCGGUUAAUAAAGGUUUGGCCCGUUUUUCACUUAUGGCCGGUGAUAUGUUGGAUGUUAUGCUACCUUACGGGUUGGGAGCAGCUGCCGCUGCCGCUACCGCUACCACACUUGCGAGCGGGCCCGGCGGCGCUUAUCCCAUAUUUAUUUAUAACUUGGCUCCCGAAACUGAAGAAGCUGCCUUAUGGCAAUUACUCGGUCCUUUCGGAGCAAUGCAAUCCGUUAAAAUUGUCAAAGAUCCCACUACCAGUCAAUGCAAAGGCUAUGGUUUCGUAUCGAUGACAAACUACGAAGAGGCAGCGAUGGCUAUACGAGCUUUGAAUGGCUACACUUUGGGUAACCGUGUACUGCAAGUCAGUUUCAAAACCAAGAAAUCAAACCAAGCAACAGGUUCUGCAUAGAUUACAAUAUAAAAAAGGGCUAGAGCUGCAGUUUGUUUUGUUUUAUUACACAUAUUUACAAUACAAAAAAGAGUGAAGAACUGCAUUGGGCGAAGCGGUUUAGAGUAUCUAAUAGUCUGAUUUGCGCUAUUAUAAUGUUUCUACUUGUUUACUUUUUUACUAUGGAUGAUGAAGGUGAUGAAUAUGAGUUUCAUGUUAAGAAAAACAAUAUUGUUGGAUGCGUUGCCAGGAUGUCAGUGCUAAAAUCUGUUCGCAAAAUUUCUUUCUGCUCAAGAAAGACCAAUUGAAACUAAUAAAGGGCAAAAAAAGUAUUAAUUGAUGGAAUCUGUCGAAUAAUAAUUCAUGAGAUCGCUAAAAUAUUAAAUUUAACGAAGUCAACCGCACAUGAACAAAUAAAACAUUUAACUCUUUUAUUUCGCAGCAAAAAUACGAAAUUGCUCUCCAAACAACCCAAUAUGUGCCUCUUGAAAUUCUCUGCAACCUCUAUACCUAUUAUAUCCUUAUUAUCUUAGCAUAUUGCUACGAAAAUCGCACAUUUGCUGAUUUAACUUUUCACGCAUGCUAGUCAAUGUUGCAAGAAACAAAAUUGCAAUGAAAAUUUUAAGGAAAAACCAAAGAUACAAUUGCGAUACUUUACCUGCCUCCGGCAGCUGGCGAUUGGUGAUAGGAUUGACAAUAAUUAGCAGAAAUUUAGCGGGAAAAGGGAUUAGCGCAAGGAUUUCGUGAUGAUUUUAGGUAAUGGUACUUGGUGCUUGUAAAAGUGCAUAUAAGCGGAAUAUUUGAGGAAUGCGAAAUGUGUGUCAUGAGAGAAUUAAAGCAUUGUAAAUAUAAGUUCUUGCAAAUAAUUUGUAAAUAGAUCGCCCAAGACACCUAAAAAUUACAAUUUGGCGGUACGAACUUAAUUUCAAAAGGAGUUAAAUAAGGACGGUUUACCUUACAAUAUGUUUGAGUAUUAUCUAAUUCUAAAAAGUGUUGUUCUGGUAUUUUUUACAAGCAGCAUUCAAGUGUAGGGCUGUACUAACUUUACUGUUUCUCAACAUGCACAAAAAAGCAUCAGAAACUUUAUAAAGAUUCUACUGUAUAUUGGUGAUUACCCUAACAUUUUGAAAAGAUUUAACCAAACACGUCUCUCUUUAUAUUGGAUGUUGUUACGUUUUACAAUCACGAUUAAGAUACAGUAAAGUUCGUUUUCCUCGUAGCUAUAAUGAGUACUCAGUCGGUAAAGUCAUAAUACUUACCAAUGGGUCACAUAUCCUCUAGGCUGAGACCACCACGUUUCCCGUCUCCUUCUUUCUUCUUGCUUCUUUUCGAGCAUCGUCCUAUUACGCGAAUGAGGUAACUCCCUCGAGUGGUGGGCCAUUAAAAAAUCGAAAAAAUAAGUUAAAAUGUCAAAAAUACUUUUUGUAACUUACAGGAAAAAUUCGAAUCUGAAACUGAAAAUGAUGGGCUUGUUAAAGCAUCCUCUCGCUCUCUCUUUCUUGAAAGCAAAUUCAAAUACUUCAAAUUACUUCUGUGAAUUAAAAACAAAUAAGAACAGUCGGGCAAGGCCGACCGUUAAAUACCUUACACCAUAUUGUCUUUUUUUUAUUAUGGAACACAAAAAUUAUAUCUUGUUUCGAAAUAAAGGCAUAUUUUUCACGGGAAGCGAGCCCAAAAUGCAACUUAAUGUUGUACAAGUCCAAUCUUCACAUGGGGCAGGAUGUAAAAAAACAGGCGUAGAUGGUCGAAAUUUUGUAAAGUUCACUGUUGUAUGAAACUACUCUUAUUGGUCAAUUUUCUGCUUUACAAAGGAUUAGUUUUCGUGAAAAUCCUUAUUAGGGUAGGAACCAAAAAAUAGGCCGAGUCCUAAUUUGGCACGGUUAAUAUAUUUAUGUUAAAUUACUACUAUUGUGGUAUGAAUUUCAAUUUUCAUUAUAUAAGAGGAGGUUCAAAAUUUUCCCCAGCCGGUCCAAUACCAAUUUAGAAGACCGAAAUACUACUACUUAACCACUUUUACCGACAAAUUAUGAAAAUUACAAUUUUUUUUCCACACAGGGCGGUAUAUGAGGGGUUGUCGAAAAAGUUGACCGAUUCGAAUCAUUUUCAACAACAUUCGUCUUUGGGUUAAAACACGU
Molecule: messenger RNA, 3510 nt
Organism: Glossina fuscipes
Lineage: Eukaryota; Metazoa; Arthropoda; Insecta; Diptera; Glossinidae
Product: protein elav-like
Exons: 2
Cellular component (GO): ribonucleoprotein complex
Molecular function (GO): RNA binding
Source: RefSeq, a predicted model, not a curated record